AAUGUCGCGACUGUGCUGCUCGGAUAAGCCGCUGCGCCUCGCCUACCGUAUAGACGGAGAAGAGCAGGCAGAGCGGCGGCGUGAAUAUGGCUCAACCAAUCCGAGUUUUGGUGACCGGUGCAGCUGGGCAGAUCGCCUAUUCCCUUCUGUUCAGCAUUGCAAAGGGAGAUGUCUUCGGGAAGGAUCAGCCCAUCGUCCUGCUCCUUUUGGACAUUUCACCAAUGCUGCCUGUCCUGGAUGGCGUUGUCAUGGAGCUGCAGGACUGUGCCCUCCCACUGCUGAAGGAGGUUGUCUCCACUGAUAAGGAGGAGGUGGCCUUCAAGGACCUAGAUGUUGCCAUCUUGGUGGGCUCCAUGCCUAGAAGGGAUGGAAUGGAGAGGAAGGACCUGCUGAAGGCCAACGUUGCCAUCUUCAAGAGCCAGGGGGGCGCCCUGGACAAGUUUGCAAAGAAGACUGUCAAGGUGCUGGUUGUGGGGAACCCUGCCAACACUAACUGUCUGAUCGCUGCAAAGUCUGCUCCUUCCAUCCCUAAAGAGAACUUCUCCUGCCUCACCCGUCUGGACCACAACAGGGCCUGCUCCCAGGUGGCGAUUCGUUGCAGUGUUCCCGCCACCCACGUAAAGAAUGUGAUCAUCUGGGGAAACCACUCGUCGACUCAGUACCCUGACGUCCACCACUGCAAAGUGAACAUGGCUGGCAGCGAUCUGCCCUGCUUUGAGGCCGUCAAAGACGAUGCCUGGCUCAAGGGAGACUUCAUUGCUACAGUCCAGCAGCGAGGUGCGGCAGUCAUCAAGGCCAGGAAGCUGUCCAGUGCCAUGUCUGCUGCCAAGGCCAUCUGUGACCACCUGAGGGACAUCUGGUCAGGAACCCCUGAGGGAGAAUUCAUCUCCAUGGGUGUGUACUCCACCGGGAACCGUUAUGGAGUCCCAGAGGACCUUGUCUAUUCCUUCCCUGUACAGAUUAAGGACAAGUCUUGGAAGAUUGUGGACGGCUUGGCCAUCAAUGACUUCUCCAAGAGUAGGAUGGAUGCCUCUGCUGCCGAGCUGAUCGAGGAGAGGGACAUGGCACUCUCAACUCUUGCCGUGUAACUAGGCCCCAGUUCAACCGAGCAGCCAGAGACCAUGGGAAAUCCAGACGCACGCUUAUGAGAAAACACCCCAUCCCUUUGCAGUUGUGUUUUGUGCGUGAUCAUUUGUGCAUAUUUUCCAUUUAAAGUGUAGCUGAACCCCCUGUUUCAGCUGAAAUUAGAAGAAAUUGAUAAAAAUGGGUUUUUGGUUGAGAGUUCCGGGGGGAACGCGGUGUCCCAUGGUUACGACCCACACCAACUUUCUGAUUAACCGCUGCUAAGACGGAGCUCCACACAUACUGGGUGGCAAACAUAGUAUUUUACACCAGUUUUUUACAACAGCGAUAAAAUGGCAUAGAUUACUAUACUGAGCUCAUGUAAGACCACGUUUAACACCAAAAUAAAUCCAUUUUGGUUUCA
This is a messenger RNA of Gadus macrocephalus (Pacific cod), 1486 nucleotides long. RefSeq names its product malate dehydrogenase, cytoplasmic-like. NCBI's taxonomy places the organism in Eukaryota, Metazoa, Chordata, Actinopteri, Gadiformes, Gadidae. Gene Ontology annotation, cellular component: cytosol; mitochondrion. Bases 87 to 1088 code for a protein of 333 amino acids. The transcript has 9 exons. Gene Ontology annotation, biological process: malate metabolic process; oxaloacetate metabolic process; tricarboxylic acid cycle. Gene Ontology annotation, molecular function: L-malate dehydrogenase (NAD+) activity. The record is from RefSeq and is a predicted model, not a curated record.